UCGUGAGGUCGCUCUGUCCUCCUGCUCCACCACGGCUUGUCUCUCCAAGGAGUGAGGAAGCAUCGUAUCAAAGCACACGUGGGUUUACUGUUGGAGUUGGGAAGCAAACGGUAUCUGAUCACUGUUGUAAUUAUGGAGCAGAGUAUCUCUUGCUUUCAGUCUGAAUUUGAUUUCUGCCCUGAAUGUGGUACAGUCCUGCCUUUGCCUGGGAUCCAAGAUAAAGUGACGUGUCUCUGUUGUUCCUUCUCCAUUGAUGUACACGAAUUUGAAGGGAGAAUGAUUUCCACGUCCGUCAUGUUCAAUACGAUAGAUCCCACAUCUCAGAGGAAAGUGGAUGAAGGAAAAGAAAUGAAGGGACCUUUGCUUGACAGGAAUUGUCCCAAGUGUGGACAUGAAGGCAUGGUGUACCAUACCCGGCAGAUGAGGUCAGCCGAUGAAGGACAGACGGUCUUCUACACCUGUCCCCGUUGCAAAUUUCAGGAGAAGGAAGACUCUUGAUCAGACAGCAUCUGUGUCCACCCGAGCAAAUUUGAACAAGCUCUUUUCUUUGUGAUUUAGAAUCGCUUUAGAUCCUGGGGGUGGGGGGCACUUACUGUGCUGCACUUACAGGUGCUGUGGAAACAUCCAUCAGCUGGAUGAUUCAUAAAUGGUGAUGUUUGUCCUGCAGCAAGUCUUACUGGAGGUCAACACAAAAGUGAUAGGAAGGGAAUUGCAUGUCAAAAGUCUUAACGAGCGGUCCAAGUUUUUCCUCCCUCCCCCAGUCAGUGGGACUUCUAAAAGACUAGAACUUCUGUCCAAGGACAACAACACCCUACUUGAGCCAAACCAAAGCUGAACACCAGGAACAUGUGCUGCUCUUGGAGAUCCGGCCAUUUCUUCUGCUACUGCUGUGGUCACCAGUCUCCUGCUGCCCUGUGCUUUAUUUCCUCCUCGACUGAGGGAAACUUCUGACACACUUGUGUGGCUGUGCAUGCAUGAGAUUUUUCCUGUUGGUUGCCAUUGUCAUCCUGUGACUAGCUCCGUUCUGGUUUGAGCCUUGUUCCAAGAUGGGUGGGAGAGCCAUGCAGCUGCUUGCAUAGCAGCCGCGUGCAUUUCCCCUUUCAGCUUUUAACUGGAGGCAAAGUGGAGCUUAAUUCAUACUCUUCCAUCCACUGUUCCUCUUGUGGAAUUACAACUGCUGUUUAAUCAGGGAGGAAGGGCUACCUGAUAGCCUUUAUGGGCCAGGUUUAGCCCUGGGGCCUCAAGUUUUUUUUAUUAUAUUUUAUUACAUUUGUAUCCUGCCCUCCCUGGCUGGGCCAGGCUCAGUUGAUGGCCUGUCAUCUGUAAAGAACCUUGCUGUGCAGAGGCUUGCAAAGGGCUAUUUGCAGCGAUGCAAGAACCGUGUUUUAUCGUUGUGGUUUCUGUGCAGUUCCACAUAGGACUGUGCAGGUGCAGGCUAGUCAUGGGAACUUUUUUUCUCUAAGCUUCUAGAAGGUUCCUGAUGAGUGCUCCCAUCUUUCCACUGAGUUGGACAUGUGACAAAGGGGUGGGGAGUGCUCUCCCUCCAUUUCUUCCUUUGCCACCAUGGAGAUAGGAUGUGUUCCCAAAAGCUUCACAGAGAUUUUCUGUAAAACAAAAAUUUGGUUUCCAAGGUACGUGUAUCUCUCAUCUGUGCUUAAGACCUCCCUGGACUUCCCCUGUUAUAUUCAUAUUCAGUAAAUAAUUAAGUGUUAACCUGUGAUUUAGCUUCAUAAAAUAUUUUAUGGCUUAUUA
Messenger RNA from Sphaerodactylus townsendi, 1752 nucleotides. RefSeq names its product RNA polymerase I subunit H (gene POLR1H). Gene Ontology annotation, cellular component: RNA polymerase I complex. The coding region runs from base 133 to 498 and encodes 121 amino acids. The record is from RefSeq and is a predicted model, not a curated record. Gene Ontology annotation, molecular function: zinc ion binding; DNA-directed RNA polymerase activity; nucleic acid binding. Gene Ontology annotation, biological process: DNA-templated transcription; termination of RNA polymerase I transcription. NCBI's taxonomy places the organism in Eukaryota, Metazoa, Chordata, Lepidosauria, Squamata, Sphaerodactylidae. The transcript has 5 exons.